This is a messenger RNA of Dendronephthya gigantea, 2140 nucleotides long. RefSeq names its product T-cell-specific guanine nucleotide triphosphate-binding protein 1-like. NCBI's taxonomy places the organism in Eukaryota, Metazoa, Cnidaria, Anthozoa, Malacalcyonacea, Nephtheidae. Gene Ontology annotation, molecular function: GTP binding. The record is from RefSeq and is a predicted model, not a curated record. The transcript is spliced from 5 exons. Gene Ontology annotation, cellular component: membrane. Bases 59 to 1759 code for a protein of 566 amino acids.
UGUAAACACUGCAAGGAUAAUUUUCAAGCACACUUAUUCGAGCACAAACUUAAUCGAAAUGGGUACAUUACAGACCAAAGUGGCCACAUUCGCUUUAGUUGGGUCAAGUGGUUGUGGGAAAUCGGCUUUUGUUAACGCUGUAAGAGGUUUCGACGAUGAUGACGAUUCAAAAGAUAACGAGUUUGAAAGGAUAGCAAAGGUUGAUAUUGUGGAAACAGAAGAUAAAGCCGAGAAGUACAUUGACCGAGAUAAUCCACUCGUCAGCUUCUGGGAUCCACCUGGUUAUGGCACACCAAACUAUUUUAAAAUUCGAAGCUAUUGGAGGAAAUUUCAGUUGGAAAGAUGUGACAUUUUUCUGAUUUUUAUAUCACACAGAGUAACAGAACUUGAUCUUGAAAUAAUACAGAAAGUCAAGUCUACCAACAAGCCAUUCUUUCUCAUUCGCACUAAAAUUGAUAACGAAUACAUGUUGGAGAAAGAUAGAAGUGAGUUCGACGAAGAAGUCUACUUGGACAAGGUCCGGAAAUAUGUUUUGGAAAAAACGAAUUUGUCGUCGGAGGUAUUUCUUAUUAGUAACUAUGAUCCAUGCAAGUGGGAUUUCUUUCAACUCUUACAGGCAAUGAACGACGUCCUACCAGUUCCUGAGAUGGCUACAUGGCAUCAAUUCUUUGUGAACAGAAUGACCAGAGCUACAGAAAACUUUAAGUAUAAAGGGGUUGAAGCUGCGCAGAAACUAAUGAAAGAGCUUAAUAAGUGGAAAAAAGUUAAAAUAUCUGUGGCAGUUAUCGGAAAAAGUGGCAGUGGCAAAUCAAGUUUUAUUAACGCUAUAAGAGGCGUCAAAGACGACGACCCAAAUGCAGCAAAAACAGGAGUGGUCGAAAUGACAACUAUUCCUACUCCGUAUUCUUAUCCACAUAAUCCCAACAUAACAGUUUGGGAUUGUCCAGGUAUCGGUGCACCAAAUAUUCCCGAUGUCGACACAUUCUGCACCAAAUUUAAAAUUGAAAAAUUUGACGCAUUUAUCAUCAUGAGUUCUACACGAUUUACAGAGUCUAACGCAGCUUUAGCGAGGAAACUUGCUGAAGAUAACAAACCUUUCUUUUUCACCCGCACAAAAAUCGAUAUCGACUGCAAAAAUGAAAGGCGAAAGCAGAUCAAGGAUGAAGAAACAUUUGAUAAGAUUAAAGCACAUUGUUUGCAAAGUUUACAAUCAGCAGGCGCCCCAUUGGAAAACAAUGACGUCUUUGUGAUCAGUAGUCAUUACCCAUUGAAAUGGGACUUCGGCCGCCUUACGGAAGCACUUAAAAGUCGACUAUCGUCUCGUAUAAGAGCGGCCUUUCUUUUUUCAAUGCUACUGUUUUCUGAAGACAUCAUAAAGAACAAGGUCAACAAACUAAAAGGUCGAAUAUGGAUAGUUGCACUUCGAUCUAGUUUUUCAAAAGGGUGGACUGAACUCAUUAUUGUAAAGAUGAAUUUUUGCAGAUCACAACUUGGUUUUCCAGACCAAAACUCAAAUUUAUUUAAAGAGUUGUCGCCCAGGCAUCAGGAAGCGGUGCAAAGAUUUUGUUUGAAUUCAGACACAGAUGUCGUAUCCUUCCUACAGAGCUUCUAUCCGGGAGAUGACGACGGAGGAAAGCCUGAUGUCAACGACACAACUUAUAGAUUCGUGUACCGAUCAAUGGAAAAAGUUUUGGAUAAAAUGGAAGAAAUUGCUCUUGAAAUCCUAAAAGAAGCAAAAGCACAAGAAAAAUUACAAUAAUCAAAUGAUCGUCAGUGAUAUAUUACUUCAUAUAUAACUAAACACGUAAGCAAUUUUUCCUGUUCGAGACUAGAUGGAUAAUCUUAUCGCAACUGAUAAUCUUAAUGCAAUUACCAGAUGGAUAAUCCUAUUGCAAUAGUUAUUUAUCGAUUAUAGUUUCCAAGAUAAUUCUUAGAUUAUUGUGCAAGAACUUUCUGGAGUUUUAUCUUACAUGCAUGCAUGCACAUAGUAAUAUUAUGACACGAAUCGCCGGUCCUAACUUAUACCAGUGUUUGCAACUGUCAUCCAAUUUUUAGUUCUUCAGCUAGCUUAAUAUUUAUCUAUUAUGUAUAAACAGCUUUACUAGCUAAUAGAAAUCAUAGAAAUAAUUAUUAAAUACAC